AUGCCUGACUCGCCGGAGCUAGUCGUGAGGGCUGUCGGGAAGCGCCUCGCGCAGCCGCGCUUAGGCAAGGACGCCCUCGUCAAGCUCCUCAAGCAAGCUGAAAGUGCAUUAUCAGAGUUUAGUCAAUCAUCCUCUCUGCAGGAUGCUCUUCAUCCUCUGAGCAAAUCUCUAGUCCAGACCACUUUACUCAACCAUAAGGAUAAGGAUGUCAAACUUCUUGUUGCUGUUUGUUUUAUCGAAGUUAUGCGUGUCCUCGCACCAGAUCCACCUUUUAGCGAUGAAAUACUUAAGGAAAUAUUUAGGCUAUUUAUCAGCAUAUUUGCAGACCUUGCUGAAACUAGCAGUCCAUAUGUUACUAGAAGGAUGAAAAUAUUGGAAAAUGUUGCUGCACUUAGAUGUUCUAUGAUCAUGCUCAACAUUGGCUGUGAGGACUUGAUUCUUGAUAUGGUCAAAAUUUUCUUCUCCACAGUGAAGCAUGGUCUUCAGCAGAGUGUGUGCCAAGCUAUGCUAUCAAUAAUGACACAAAUAUUGAAUGAGAAAGUUACUCAGCCUCUUGUGGAUGUGAUUUUACGCAAUUUAGUAAAAGAUGACAAGGGAGCAUCCCACAAGCUAGCUUUUGACAUCAUUGAAAAUUGUGCUGACAAAUUGGAGCCUAUCAUUCGCAGUUUUUUGUCCUCGUGCAUUUUUAACAAGGAUAUGCCGGUUACUGAACUUAGGAGAUCAUAUCAUAAAAUUAUUCUUGAAAUAUUCCAGUGUGCACCCCAGAUCCUUUUCACUGUCAUUCCAAACUUGACACAUGAACUUCUCAGUGACCAAGUUGAUAUAAGGCUGGAGGCAGUUCACCUGAUUGGGAGGCUUCUUGCCUUCUCUAAUCUUCAUUUUGGUCAAGAAAACAAGGUGGUUUUUAUAGAAUUCCUAAGGAGAUUCUCUGACAAAUCUGCAGAAGUUAGAAUUGCUGCAAUUGAUGCAGCCAAAGCGUGCUACAUGGAUGUAUCUGGGGAUGAAGCACAACAUAUACUUUCAUCACUUGAAGGGAGGUUACUAGAUUUUGAUGAGAAAGUGAGGAUCCGAGCUGUUCACACAGUCUGUGAUUUAGCCAAAUCAAAUCUUAGCUCUUCUGCUAAACUGAUAUUACGUGCAGCUGAGAGGCUACGUGACAAAAAGGCAUCCGUUAGAAAAAAUGUAAUGCACAAGUUGCUGGAGCUGUAUCGGGAUUACUGUGAGAAAUGCUCGAAAGGAACUGCCACAGUCAACACUCAUUAUGAACAAAUCCCAGCUAAACUUAUAGUUCUUUGUUUCGAUAAUGAUAUUGAAUCCUUCAGGCCACAGAAUAUGGAGCUUAUAUUUGCUGAAGAACUCUUUCCAUCAUCUCUUUCUCCAAAAGAGAGGGCGACCCAUUGGAUUGUGUUCUUUUCUUAUUUCAAACCAGAACAUAUUAAGGCUUUGAACACCAUCUUUUCUCAGAAGAGAAGGUUACAAGUGGAGAUGCAAGCAUAUUUAUCACUUCGAGCAAGGAAGGAGGAACCAUCAGAUGAAAUACAGAAGAAAAUCUGUGCGACAUUCAGAAAGAUGGCAACAUCCUUUCCAGAUACUUCUAAAGCUGAAGAGUGCUUUGGAAAUUUGCACCAGAUGAAAGAUAAUAACAUAUUUAAGGAUUUGGAUGAACUAAUCAAUGAGGGAACCACUUUUGCAAAAGGCCGCUUGACCAGAGAGACAUUUCUCAAGAGAAUUGGACAGAAACACCCAAUUUACAAUUUUUCCAGAGCGCUGUCUAUAAAAUGUUUGCAUUCAAUAUUUAAUCAGGAGAUGAUCUGUGCCAUCUUCGAGUCUCUUUUGUCCUGCAGAGAUGAAUUAACCGAUUACGUGCAGUCUGCUUGUGAUCUAUUACUGGUAAUUGCAAUGGUGUUUCCAUCAUUAUUCCGAGGCUCAGAUGAGUACUUGCUUAAGUUGUUCUCAGAAGAAUCAGUCCUGAUAAAUGUGAAGACUCUCCAGAUGUUGGCACAUUUGGCAAAAUCUACACACUGUUUAUCUACUACUUUUAGCAAUGUUGUCUACCCAUUAUUGGAGCAAAAGUGCAUUGAAGGUACUCGUGCUGAAUCAAAAUAUGCUAUCACUGCAAUUGCUUCACUGCACUCCUCAGAUAAUAAGAAAUUUGCUAGAUUAUUUGAGAAAGUUAUUACUGGGCUAAAUGAUGAUCGCAAUGUUCCAACACUAUUACAGUCCUUGGGCUCAAUAUUGGAGAAUUCCCCUUCUGUCUAUGAGUUGUACGAGAGGGAGAUCAUCACUUUGUUUCAAGAUAUUUUGUCGCCAGCUGAAUUCAUUUCAACAUCUGGACAGUCAUCCCUUGAUGACCUUUCUGCAUGCUGUGCCUCUUGCAAGCGGAAGAUUUAUUGUCUCAAAGCACUUGUCAGAAGUUGUUUACCCAGAAGCACUGCACGUGCUCGAAUUAACAAUAUUCUGGGGAAGCUGUUGAAAUAUGAGAAGGGUCUCUUCGAUGACAUUGCUCUAUGUGAAAAUGAUCAUUCAUAUCUGAAACUGGCCGCUGGAAAAUCUGUGCUGCAAUUAGCUACACGAUGGGAUUCACAUAUUUCACCAGAAUUAUUUCGUAACACACUUCUCAUAGCAAGGGAUCCUUCAUAUAAUGUUCGCAAGUCAUUUAUUUGCAAACUUUAUGGCCUCUUGAAGAAACGUGCAAUCCCAUUUAGAUAUGCAUGUGCUUUUGCACUAACAUCAACAGAUUGCUCCAGAGAUAUCCGUACUGAAUCGGCAAGUUACUUAAGUGAGGUGCUGAAGGAGCAAAGAAGGUUUUUUGUUCAUCAGAACAGAGCAAACAAAGAGUCCAUCGUGGACAACCCAGCAUAUGCUGUGGUUUUUUUGAUCCAUACUCUAGCAUAUGAUGGGACGCUCCCUUCCAAUUACUAUGUAGACGAGAGUAACUUUCCUGAACUUUGCAGCCCACUUUGUGUGAUGUUGAGAGAACUAGUUGAAAUAGAUAGCUCUAGCAGAACUGAGCAUGGUCCCACUGCCAGUUUUGUAUCAGUUCUGUCAGGGAUUCUCCGUGGUAUUCAGAAGGCCGAGGAUCCGACUGAUUCUGAUAUAACUCCUACACUGCAUGUUCUCUCAAAAAUUGGCUUGCUUAUUGUAAAAGAACUUGAUAAGCAUUGCAAGAUGUCUGAUUCUCCACGCCAUAUUCUCUUGCCCUCAUCUUACUAUAGAUUGUCUGGGAGUGAGAGAAAAUCAGAUGAAUGUUGCCAAGAAAAUUUUAUUAGUGAUAAGCUUGUAAAGAGAAUUCUUAAAGCUCAUGAACCUUAUAACCAUAAUGACAAUACUAAAUGCUCUGUUGUUUCUGAGAGGGUAUCAAAUGAAUCUGCUCCUGAAAGGAAAGCUUGCUCCUCAUUAAACAAAUCAGUGGGACAGAAUGUAGGUGGUUGUGAUAAAGGCAAAAGGAACAAACGUUUGGCAUCUGGGAAAGCUGUGUCCAAGAAAAAGGAUCAGGAUACUAAUAAUAGCUUGGAUAAAGAAAAUGUGUCAUCUUGUGGUUCCGCUGGCACAAAGGUGUCAUAUCCAGGCUCCUUGAGUUUAGCUAAGGAAGCUGAUUCUGGAAAUUGUGUCUCCCUCUUGGAUAACCGGAACUGUCCUAUGAGUAGGUGCUCCACUGGGGAGACUAGAACCUCAAAGGCAAAUCACAACAACUGUAGGCAAACUGUGGACGUCUCCGAUUUUAAUCUCAGAGAAUGUUCCUUCAAGAAUGAUCAUAGCAAGGGUUUAUCUGAAGCCCAGAAGCAUGAAAAGUCGCUUCCUGGAUCUUCGAUUAUAUGUGAUAUUGAAGAUGUUGAAGAUGUUGGUGAUUGCGAUGACAACUUUGUGAAAGCACCGUUAUCAAACAACUUAACAGCCAACCUUAAGAAAAAGGGUAAGAGAGCAUUAGAGGUGGCGAAUCUGCAGAACAGCUCUGAUUUAACUGAUGUUGUCACAAAGGAUAACGUUCGACAGAUUAGAGCAAGGAAGGUGCCAGUGUAA
This is a messenger RNA of Miscanthus lutarioriparius, 4020 nucleotides long. The record is from the annotation of a GenBank genome assembly. NCBI's taxonomy places the organism in Eukaryota, Viridiplantae, Streptophyta, Magnoliopsida, Poales, Poaceae.